CAAUCCUCCAGAGCACCAAAUUCUUUUUUAUUCUCUCAACCCUCCCUCUCGUGCAACGCCGUUAAAGGCAAAUUCCAUCCAUCGAAGCUUUUCGAAACCAGUACUGGCACACCUCCCAAAAAAAGCUGGAGGGAUCCCUGCUCGAGCUUGCAUACCCGUUCUAUCGAUUUCCACAAUACCACGCCGUUUCGUGAAAGCUAUGCAUGGAGGAACCCAACGGCUCGGCGUCGUCUCAUGAUGGACGAUGGCUCAACCCUGCUGCACCAUCAGACAAACCGGACGCUGAGGACGGAGGGAUGAAGGAGAGCGACGCUCCGCUCGUCUCUCCGCCGUACUGGCAGACUCGUGCUCGGGGCGAUUCCCUCCUAAGCGAGGUCGACACCAAGCGAUGCUCGGGUCCGAUCCGGUUGCGUGACAAUACAGAGGAAGAGUCCGACUUGUCCAACGCCUGCUGGGCGCGCUCCGCACGCAUCGACGAUUAUGUCAUUGUGUCCGGGUCCGUGUCCAAAGCAGGCCUGGGCUCGUAUGUGGUCUGGAACUGCACAGUGGAGACUUUGAACGGAGGAUCAUUCAAAAUCCGCAGGCGAUACUCGGAAUUUGACAGACUGCGUAACAAUCUGGUCAAGACGUUCCCACACGCGGGAGCCGCGCUACCUGAGAUUCCACCAAAGAGUCUUGUGCAUCGAUUCCAACCAAAGUUUCUGGAAAAGCGGAAGAUUGGACUUGCACACUUUCUGAAUUGCGUUUUGUUAAAUCCUGAAUUCACAGGCUCACCCGUGGUCAAGGAGUUCCUCUUUGGCUGAAUGAUAUGCUCAACUCGUAUCUGGCCAGACUGUUUCCAACGGACCAUGCCUUUUGUCACACUUGCUCGUGACUGGUCUUUUGUUGGAUAGAGUAGAGAUUCAUACGCCAUCGCCUUUGAGCACCAAGCGCCAGUUCAUGCCAACCGGCAUCCUCAAAUUGUAUAGCAAUAGGGUAUCUCACGUAACGCGGGGUUCUGCCCCAAAGCAUAACCAUAAUCGUAAUCAAGCGUCGAUUUCCCCACAGCACAAACUCACGUGGCUCGAGCAGCAUUUCUCCAAUACCUGCUCUCAUAGUUGACGAGCAUGGCGGUAUCAUAGU
Verruconis gallopava is the source of this 1122-nucleotide messenger RNA. RefSeq lists its product as uncharacterized. Lineage: Eukaryota; Fungi; Ascomycota; Dothideomycetes; Venturiales; Sympoventuriaceae. The record is from RefSeq and is a predicted model, not a curated record. Gene Ontology annotation, molecular function: phosphatidylinositol-3-phosphate binding. The transcript has 3 exons. Gene Ontology annotation, cellular component: endosome. Bases 204 to 803 code for a protein of 199 amino acids.